Rhinopithecus roxellana (golden snub-nosed monkey) is the source of this 688-nucleotide messenger RNA. Its product is annotated as chondrosarcoma-associated gene 2/3 protein-like. Lineage: Eukaryota; Metazoa; Chordata; Mammalia; Primates; Cercopithecidae. The record is from RefSeq and is a predicted model, not a curated record.
AUGUGGAUGGGCCUCAUCCAAUUAGUUGGAGGUGUUAAGAGAAAAGGCCAAGGUUUCUUGGAAAAGGAAUUCUCCCACAAGACUAACAUGAUAUUGUCGUGUGAGUUUCUAGCCUGCUGGCCUGCCUUCACCGCCUUGGGUGAGGCUUGGGGAGACCAGGGGGACUGUAGUAGACUGUUGAGAGAUGCUGGUGUGAUAGAGAUGCCCAGGAAACCACGAGCCUCUAGCCCAUUGUCCAACAUCCACCCACCAAUGCCAAAGAGGCGAGGAAGGGGAAAGCAUCCUCUCAACCCUGGCCCAGAAGCCCUUUCCAAGUUCCCAAGACAACCCGGAAGGGAAAAGGGACCCGUCAAGGAAGUUCCAGGAACAAAAGCCUCUCCCUGAAAGACCACCACUUCAAAAAUCCCUGAGGAAUGGAGUGGGCCACCACUAUCCAGCCACUCUGACCAGCCAAAUGAGGAACUCAAUCAAAAUGAGCCACAGCAGGACCACAAGGGCAAGGAGACUUUCACUGUCCCCAGCGUCUCCUUGGGCAGCCAGUAAUUCCCGGGCAAUUCCACAGACCUGAAGUCUAUCUGAAAAGUCUCCAGAGGUCUAACCCCAGGUAAGUAGCCAACAGGGUGUAGAGUACAUUUUGCACCCCAAAGCGUAUGCCCCAUGGUGAUGGAAAUAAAAUGAAUAUGUUGUA